AUGAAUGAUACCUUACUUUCUCGUGUUUUAUCUAGUAUUCAAUACAAUCAAUUUCUUGCUGGUCUUAGUGGUGGUGUUGUUUCAUCAUUAAUUCUGCAUCCAUUCGAUUUAGUUAAAGUUCGUUUUCAAGUCACAGAAACCAAAUUUGUUGUUCCAAAUUCAUCAUUACCAUACCGGCCGCAUUAUACAAGCCUAUUCGAUGCCUUCCGUACGAUCUAUCGUGAGAAAGGACUCAUGCAUGGUUUAUAUCAAGGUGUAGCGCCAAACGUUCUUGGAAAUGGCAUAUCUUGGGGUCUUUAUCUAUUUCUUUACAAUACCGUUGAUAUUCUUAACAACAAAGAAAGACAAAACGUCACAUUAAAGGAUCGUCUCGUCUAUUCGACUGUAGCUGGUGUAACAACAAUAAGCAUAACGAAUCCAAUAUGGGUACUUAAAACACGAAUGUGUUUACAAUACGCUGAUUAUCGAAAAGACACGUACUACAAAAACAUGUUUGAUUGUAUUCGGAAAAUCUAUCGAUCAGAAGGUAUCAAAGCAUUCUACAAAGGUCUUACACCUGGCAUAUUUGGCACAAUUCAUGGUACAAUUCAAUUUGUUACCUAUGAACAAAUGAAAGAUUUCUACAGUAGAAAUUUUCACACGACUCACCUCUCAACUUCGAUUAUUUUAACAUUCUCCGCCACAUCGAAGUUACUGGCAGCGAGCAUAACCUAUCCUUAUCAAGUUGUUCGGACGCGUUUACAAGAUCAACAUCAACAAUACAACGGGGUAGUUGAUGUAAUUAGACGCACAUAUUCUCGAGAAGGCAUCGGUGGGUUUUAUAAAGGCUUGGUACCAGCACUCUAUCGGAUUGUUUUAUAG
This is a messenger RNA of Adineta ricciae, 861 nucleotides long. Lineage: Eukaryota; Metazoa; Rotifera; Eurotatoria; Adinetida; Adinetidae. The record is from the annotation of a GenBank genome assembly.